GAAGAUAAAAUAUAUGAAGCCGAAAUAGCCGAAGAACAUGUCAAGAAAAUUUUAAAUACAAUAGAUAAUGAUAAAUUUCUUAUAAGGAUAAAGUUUAUUCGACCAGAUUAUGAUAAUUUCAAAAUUGUUGACAAAUAUGAGCCCAUACGUGAGUUAAAAAAGGUUGUUAGAGCAAUUCAAAUUAAAACCUCUGAUUUUGAAAUACUUAAAAAUAAUGCAGUUGUUUAUGGACUACGAAUAAUAGAGCAUUUUGAAAAAGCAAAAAGAGGACAUGGUCUGACUAGUAUACGUAAGCAAAAAAUUGAUACAUGGGAAAAAAGAAUGUGUCAGCCUGAUGCUCGGGUAGAGGAUGUAGCAGAAUUAGAAAAAAUACUUAAGAGGCCAAUCAAAUUGCUUGAUAUUACUCAUGGGACCAUUUUUAAUAAUCGAAUAGUAGAAUAUUAUAAUGAUAAUGCAUGGAAUACUAUCAAUAAAGCUCUUCAAGAUCCACAAGGCAAUAUGGCUUAUUGGACUCGAACUUGGAGAAGGCAAAACACUAGAAGAAAUCCAAUCAGUAUCGCAGAUGCGGUAGACUGGCAACUUCAGGAAGGAAUAAUUAGUGAAGAAAAAGAGCAGGAAUUUCUAGAAUCACUAAAAAAUACUAGCAUACAUAAAAAUAUAAAGCAAUCUUGUGUUGAGUAUAGGUAUAGAGGACGCUGGAAUACACCUAACUAUCAAGUCAAAGAAGUUGUAUGUAUAGAUAUAAAGGAAUAUUACCCAGCAAGUAUGUAUGGUCAAGGAGAGUGUUUACCAUGGUUUAAGCUAUUUGGACAUCCAACACAUCAUCUUGUUCGAGUAGCAGUAAAUGGAAAAUUGCCACAAGAUGAUAUAACUAGAUUUGUACAGAUAAGAUCUUUCAAAUUUGUUCUUUAUAUUCAUCCAGCAAUUCCUGUUUGGUAUGGAAAACACUUUGCUUGUCAAAGUGGAGAAGAAUGUGGGAAGGUAAAAGGCUGGACACCUAUUGUACUUCUACGAUAUCUUCUCGAAGCAGAUAUCCUAAAAAGUGUAACUAUAGGAGAAGCUAUUAUUUCUCUUACCAAGCAAAAGAAUGUUGAAGAAAAAUGCCUUACUUAUCGAGUUGUAAUAGACGAAGGAGAACUUGAUUUCUUAAUUCAGGAUUGUAUUAAAGAGGGAACAUAUGCUGCUUCAAUGUUAGCUUACGCCCAUAUAAACUUACUGGAAAUGUUUCGAAGAUUUGGCCCUAAUGAAGUACAAGUUAAGCAAAAGAUUAGCUAUCCCAAAGAUUCGGUAAAUACUAAAUCGGUUAAAGUAUUCCAAAAAACUAAAAUGCCUUUAGCGGUAGGAGAAUAUUUUUCAUAUAGCAAACAUAAACCAUUUGUUUGUCAUGAUUGCUUUUGGGAUUGGUAUGUUUAUAAAGGUUUUUGGGAAGUUAUCCCUGAUAAGAAGCCAUCUAGCAAUACUAAAAUACAGUCUAGACAAUGGCGUGAUAAUGGAGAAAAAAUUUAUGGUCCAGAUCCUAAUGUUGUAUACUGGGCAAAAAAUAGGCAUUGGGAAUCGAUUAAAGAUAUUAUCGAAAGUACUGCUUCAUCAAUUCAUGAUCCUAUUACAAGAUCCCGAGUUUUUUAUCUCAAUGGAGGUGGUGGUUCUGAAAAGACAACAUGUGCAAUUCGAAUCUUCAAAGAUAUAAACAUGGUUGUUUUCACCCAUACAAAUGUGCUAGCUAAAGAUUUCCAAAAUGACCAUAAAGUAAAAGCCCAAACUUGGCAUAGCUUCUUUAGAUGGAAUGGCAUAGGAGAAUAG
Molecule: messenger RNA, 1800 nt
Organism: Racocetra persica
Lineage: Eukaryota; Fungi; Glomeromycota; Glomeromycetes; Diversisporales; Gigasporaceae
Source: the annotation of a GenBank genome assembly